GCCCUCAGUCAGACGGGCGCGGAGACGCUUCUGGAAGUAACAUCGCGAUGGCUGCCCAAGGAGAACCCCAAGUUCAGUUCAAACUUGUUCUGGUUGGUGAUGGUGGUACUGGAAAAACUACAUUCGUGAAGCGUCAUCUGACUGGUGAAUUUGAGAAGAAGUAUGUAGCUACCUUGGGUGUUGAGGUCCAUCCUCUUGUGUUCCAUACCAACAGAGGACCUAUUAAGUUCAAUGUAUGGGAUACAGCUGGUCAGGAGAAAUUUGGUGGACUGAGAGAUGGUUAUUAUAUACAAGCUCAGUGUGCCAUUAUAAUGUUUGACGUAACAUCAAGAGUUACUUACAAGAAUGUGCCUAACUGGCAUAGAGAUCUGGUACGAGUGUGUGAGAACAUCCCAAUUGUGUUGUGUGGCAACAAAGUGGAUAUUAAGGACAGAAAGGUUAAGGCAAAGUCAAUUGUCUUCCACCGAAAGAAGAAUCUUCAGUACUAUGACAUUUCUGCCAAAAGUAACUACAACUUUGAAAAGCCCUUCCUCUGGCUUGCUAGAAAACUGAUUGGAGACCCUAACUUGGAGUUUGUCGCCAUGCCUGCUCUUGCCCCGCCAGAGGUGGUCAUGGACCCAGCCUUGGCAGCACAGUACGAGCACGAUUUAGAGGUUGCUCAGACAACUGCUCUCCCGGAUGAAGAUGAUGACCUGUGAGAAAGUGAAGCUGGGGCCCAGCGUCAGAAGUCUAGUUUUAUAGGCAACUGUCCUGUGAUGUCAGUGGUGCAGCGUGUUUGCCACUUUAUUAUAUAGCUAAGCAGAACAUGUGCUUAAUCUUUGGAUGCUGAAGGAGAUGGAUGGGCUUUGGAGUGAAUGUGGCAGUUAAAAAAAAAUACCUUCAUUUUUUGGACCUGCAUAUUUAGGUGUUUUGGAACACAGUUGUUUCCUCCUUGAGUUUCAAAUAUAAGACUGCUAUAGUCACAUGACAAUAUUGAGAGGUGGAAUCUUGUUUGUUACUGUCAUUCCCAUUCCUUUUCGUUUAGAAUCAGAAUAAAGUUGUAUUUCAAAUA
Molecule: messenger RNA, 1051 nt
Organism: Budorcas taxicolor (takin)
Lineage: Eukaryota; Metazoa; Chordata; Mammalia; Artiodactyla; Bovidae
Product: GTP-binding nuclear protein Ran
Exons: 1
Coding region: 48-698 (216 amino acids)
Biological process (GO): protein import into nucleus; ribosomal subunit export from nucleus
Cellular component (GO): cytoplasm; nucleus
Molecular function (GO): GTPase activity; GTP binding
Source: RefSeq, a predicted model, not a curated record